GGAGAUUUGACACGCUACGCUUGCGCAGAAAGAAAACAAUCCAAUAUGUCCGACACCUGUCAAAAGAACAAUUGACAAUAAUCCGGUAACUGGAACAGGUGUACAUCUUUUAUUUCAAAAAGAGAGAAUUUUGCAGAAAAAAAAUCUUAGACCUUCAAAAACAAGAAACGAGACAAAAUGGCUGACAUGUCACGGUUAGAUACUUUAAUGAAGACUCGGAGCAAAAUGAAGCACCACUCUAAGCUUGCAAUCACCGGAGACAACAGUAAGGUGUUGGGACGGAUUACUGACAUGAGGACGGAGAAAGUGAGAGAGUCCGGGAAGUUCCAUACAAAUAAGAUGAAAACACACAACAGUGCUUGGACACCAGUUGUGAACAGAGCUGCAAAUGAACAGAUAUUUUUGGAAAGGAGAGAUCUUGUUUCAAACUGGUUUGAUUUAUGGACAGACUCUCAGAGGAAGCGAUUCUUUGACCUUGUGUUCCGCCAGUGUUCACGUAGACAGUACAAGUUUAUACAGGACUGGUUUGAGGAAUGUGUUCCAUUACAGCAUCUAGACUUCACCACUGUACUGCCAAGGUUUCUUGCCCUCUAUGUGAUGUCUUUCCUGGAACCAAAGAGUCUCAGUCGAUGUGCUCAGGUGUCAUGGCACUGGAAGUUUCUUUCUGAUCAGGAUGUGUUAUGGAUGCCAAAGUGUAUGAAGUAUGGUUGGUUUUUACCUUACUCACCAUCGGAAUACGAGUAUGGUUGUUGGAAGAGACAUUACAUUGCCUGUGUGAAAACACUAGACUAUGUCAAUGCCAAUAACUCUAUGUAUGGUAUGAGAGGGGAUGGGAGAGAUUUGAUGGCCAAGAAGCCAACAAAGAAAGAACUGUCUCUUGUAGAAAGUAAUAAGAUGUUGACCUCUCGGCCCCCAUGGAAUGGACCUGACUAUCAUCCAAAAGAUUUAGACAAAAACAUGUUUGCUUUCUUACAUGAUUUUAAUCCCAAUGAGCCAAAUAUGCCAAAGUCGGCUUUGUUGUUCCACAAUCGCUGGGGUAUACUAAAGAAGAAAUCCAAUGUUACCACCAGUCCAAGUAUGGAGUUAGGUCUUACCUCACAACGGAGGAGGGAAAGACACCGAGCCCUUACUUCAGGAGAGGACUAUGACUUGCUGCAGACAGGCAGAUCUAUGACCUUGACAGAGAGUCUCCGUGACGACCUUGUUAACCUGAAAGAACAGAGAAUGAAUGAGUUAGUUAAUACACAGUGGUAUCCACCGAACAGGACAACUCAAAGGAGUGCUGAAGAUGGAAGACCAAAUCUUGCUGGCAGUCAGGCCAUUUAUCCUAGUACAAUGAAGGGUACAAGAAGGACUUCACUAGUGGGAACAGAACGUCCCCAGAACCCCAGGGUCAUCUUCAUAUCCUCAAGGGUUCCUGCUAGCGAGCUGUUGUUGGAUGCAGUAUUGUUUGGUGUAAUUCCUAUUGUGUAUGAAUAUGAAGGAACCAGUCAGGAAGCACUUUUCCUCAGACUGGAACAAGUUCUUCAGGGUAGAAAUGCACAGAGCAUUGGAAUAUUUACGCAUGCUGAAUUGCCAGGGGAGAUAAGACUGGUUCAUGGAUGUAACAUAAGUCUAGAGAAUAUGGAUUACCCAGAAGCUCGGGAAUUCUUUGAGACUGUGUCUAGUCACGUACUGCCAUCAGAGAUGGGUGGACAGUUCGAUAUAUUUGCUCCAAUAGCCGCUUCAGAGUUAGGUAUGGAGCUGAUGGUCCAAUUAACUGUGCUGACUGGUAUUCAGUUCUCAAGUCCUACAGGGAUCAUAGGUCAAUACAAUCAUGUGAAUACAGAGUGGUGUUUACCAUACAAAGAAGGGCCUCCACCUGAGCAGUAUUUCUGUACCAGUAAAUUGAACGUUUGGGCUAACACAGCAGACCAGGCAGUGGAAGCUCUCGGAAAGUGCAAACAAGUACUUACACCUUACUUUGAGGCAGCACAUAGAGAUAUAGCUGCCCAGUUAGCAGGAGAAGUGAUAUUUGGAGUCCUUGGACAGACUGACAUAAGAGGUGUGAAAAAUAUCACCACUGCACUGACUGAGGGGCUGUGUGAACUUGGGAACCAAAAUGGAGUGAAUCCGCUGGAGUUUCUAGGUGAAUAUCUUCUACAAAAAGCUGGAGUAAAUGACAUUAAUUUUACAAGCACAAAACAGAAACUUGAGCCAAUCAAGGAUGGCUAUGAUGAGGAGGUGGAGGAGGAGGAGGAAGAAGAGGAGGGAGAGGAAAGAGACAAAUUUGACGAAACAAGACGGACGUACGAACAGACACGUGACUGGGAUGAGGAUGAGGAAGCUGAUGGAGAGGCAAGGAAAGACGAGGGGUCAGAGAAAGAAACAAAAAGACGAAGGCAAAAGAAUGAGCAUCAAAAGGUGGUGUUGAAGACACAAGAACUAAGUCAGAAGUUUGGCACUUUGAGAGCUACUGGGAAAUUAGAAAGAUUGACAACACAGAAAUAUAGUGAUCAUCCAGAGAAGAGAACACCUAUUGCCAUGGAGAUGGUAUCAAGUGAGGUUGAGUACAACAGGGUCCUUACUGCUAUAAAGAAUGUCUACUUUAAACCUCUCAAUGCUGCCUUAAGGUCCAACAGAGCAAUUAUCAGCAACCAGAAUCUCCAGAUUAUUUUCACAGAUGUAUUGGCAAUACUUGACAUCAGCAAUGAUUUGAAAGACAACCUUCAGAAUCGUUUGUUAGAAUGGGAUGCCCAGGAGACCUGUCUUGGAGAUAUAUUUGUCAAGUUCUGUACAUGGUUGAAAGUCUAUACAAAUUUUGUGAACAAUAAUGAGGUUAUCCUACGCUGUAUUGAGAGGUCCAAGGAACAGACACCGGCAUUUAGAGCAUUCCUAGUUAGAAAUGAUAGAACACCAGAAACCAAGAUGCUCACGCUUCAGGAGAUGUUGUUACUGCCAUCACGAAGGAUCAAUGAGUAUGUGACUUUACUGAGCUGGUUUGAACUACACACACCAAAGUCACAUCAGGACAGGGCUGACCUGGCUGAUGCUAUAUGUACACUGACAGAACUAGAGAAAUGUAUCAGAGAGUGUAAGAUGAGAAUGGAGCGAGACAGAGAGCUGAUUGAAUUACAGAGAAAGAUACAGAACUGUCCAGCUUUGCUGGAAGCUAACAGGUACCUCAUAAAACAUCUAGAUGCCAACCAGCUGAACUCACCAAAGAAAAGCUCUGAAAUACCUGAAUUGCAGGUAUACCAGCAUGCUGCGAUAUUUGGACUGUUCUUGUUCAAUGAUGCCCUGGUACUGACUCGCAGAACCUCGAAAAACUUCCCUUUCAGUCGAGCCAUCGAGUACAACUUCAAAUUUGAGGCCAGCAUCUCUCUAAGUAGAUUACGUAUACAUGACUUACCGGACUCCAAAGAUUUAAGGAAUGCAUUUAAGAUUGAAAAUCCUAAACAGCAGUGGGUCUUCUCGGCAGAAACACCGGAGGAGAAAUUCAACUGGAUAAGCUUGGUCGAACAGUCUGUUAGAGCAGCUUUACAAGGCUAAUAGGAAAUAAUUUCAAAUUGAAUCCAGUGUCAGAAACAAUUUAGUAAACAUGUUUAUGCUUUUUAAUUUGAUUUACGCAUCCAGUGUAUUCAGGGAUUUUUAUAGUUUUACUGCCAUAUUGUUACAACUGUUAAGGUCUAUUUGAUUAGAAACUUAUAUCAUGCUACAGUUAGUACAGGUUGCUGACACUGAGACAUUUGUUGUAGGGGUGGGUGGGGGUGGUAAUUUCCUUUUUUCAAAUGGACUGUGAUAGAGUUUUAAGAAAUAUUAGCAUUGCAGAAAUUCACUUGGGGGCUUUGUACAAGGUUGUGUAUUUUGCCAGAAAUUGUUCCAGGUGAUUAUUCUUGGCUAAAACAUUGGUAUCAGAAGAACUACAUGUAAAAGUUAUUUGAGAUUUUAUGAAGUACAAGAAAUUAGUGUGUAUAAUCACCUUCAUGGACUGAUUAUCAAAUAUUAAAAUUGCUUGAAGUAUUAACUAUAAUAUACUCAUUUUCAACUUUUUAGGAUGGUGUUUUUGAAAUGUUUUGUAACUGUUGACUGUGAUAGCAUAGUUUGGAAUAAGUUACUUGCUAUGCAAUGCUUUAUGUAUUAACUGCCAAUUAGUGAUACAGUAUUUUUGUACAUAGAUAUUUGCUUUAUAUUUAGAUUAAUGCUCUCACAUAUCAAUAUUACAUGUAGUUUCUAGUCUUAAAUAUAUUUAAUUGAAGCAUACAAAUAUACUGGCAUGCAAAUUUAAACAACAAACUUAAAUUUGUUGUUUAUUCAAGCACUUAUUAAUUAGUUAUUCAUCUUUAGUCCUGAAAGGUCAUUGUCAUAAAAUCUGUCAAACAGUGAUACAGCUUUGUAUUUGAUAUCAACAUCAUUUCAUUGACAAAAGAAAACUUCCAUAAAAACAUGUUGACUUCUCAUUUUCUUUCUUUACUUUAAGCAAGAUAGAAAGAAUUCACGAGGCAUUCACAAAGCACACAAGUUUGUGUAAGCAUAGCUGUGUCAUGAUACAAGAAAAGUUUUAUGCUUGACAUUUGUUCUUGUUCUACAAAAUCUGUAAUUUGAAUCUGAAUAUGAAAAAUAUUUGAGCCGUGCCAUGAGAAAACCAACAUAGUGGGUGUGCGACCAGCAUGGAUCCAGACCAGCCUGCGCAUCCGCGCAGUCUGGUCAGGAUCCAUGCUGUUCGCUAACAGUUUCUUCCAUUCCAAUAGGCUUUAAAAGCGAACAGCAUGGAGCCUGACCAGACUGCGCGGAUGCGCAGGCUGGUCUGGAUCCAUGCUGGUCGCAAACCCACUAUGUUGAUUUUCUCAUGGCACGGCUCAUUUAUACUGAUUGUUCAACGUUGUGUACAAUAUAUACUGUCACAUAUUUGGAUGAGUGCCAGCUGGAAAAGUCACACUGGACAAUGACAGGCGAGUCAGAUAUGGUAUGUCUUUCAGAUGAAAACAUGUCUGAAUAUAUCCCAUAUUGACAGGGUGACAUUGAAUAAUCCUUUUUUCUCCAAAUUAAAGAGGAAAACAAUCGGAUGGACAAGAUUCCAUCUUUUACUUGCAAAAACAUCAUGUAUGACCAUUUUUCUUGUUCUGUUUUGUAUUUAAUUGUAUUUCUAUUGUUUAUAUGUUAAAAGCACAAUCUAAGAUAAUAUUUUGCACUUUUCCUUUUAUAUGCAUAUAAUUUCUUUGUAGUGCAAUUAACAGGAUUUUUGGAUUGUGUAUUUUUCUGUGUCUCAUACUUUAUAUAUGCAUGCUGUAAAUAUGAUUAUGCUGAAAAUGUGUUUUAGGUUCCAAAUAGACCUAUGGAUAUACUGUUGACAUUAGGAUCUAUGUAACAAACAUGCAGUGAAAUUUAAUUAUGUCUCCCACCACACAGUGGUGUGGGAGACAUAUUGAUUUACUCCAGUCUGUCUGUCACAAAGCUUGUCCGCACCCUAAGUCGAACAUUUUUCAUCCGAUCUUCACCAAAAAGUGCUCGGCCAAGUUCGAUAACUAGCCAAAUCGGCCCAGGCACUUCAGAAUUAUGGCCCUUGAAUUACCAAAAGACACUAAGAUUUUCUUGCGCAUUUUUGCCCUCAAACCGGCACCUUUACUACUUUUAAAAGUAGUAUAGGGGUCCGUUUGUUGUCAAAAAAGCAUGCACAUGUGCUCUAAGUAAACAGUAUAUAAAGACUGACGUUAUACUACAUGUAUUUAGAUGAUUAGGCAGUUGUGGGAGACAUGCGCUUUUCUCAAAAGCAUCUCUAGUUUAAGGUAGUGAAACUGUAUUGUCAACCUUAAAUUUCUGUUUACUUCAGCAUUUUCUGUAUCCAAUUUUGGAAUUUCCUGGCUGGCUUGUUUGACCUACAUUUAUUGCGUAAUAAACCCUUAGCACAUGUCCAAAUUCCUUAGCACAUGGAACAGUAGGAUAAGUAUGAAUAUCCUGAUUAUUCAAUGGGCAGUAUUUGCUGGAUAAACUAUCUCACAGUCUAACAACAAGUGCUGUAUUAUCCCCGCUAUUUUGUUAUGUUUAUUUUGUUAAGGAUGAUGUUAUAACAGGGUGCUGUUUGCUUGUUAUGUUUGAGUUCUAGGUUUUUGAGUUGGUUUACAAUUGUUACACCUGUAAUUUUUUUGUUUAGUUACUUUACAGAAUAAAAAUUUUUACAUUUAAAUAUUUAAAAAAUUUACUCCUCGGGUCACUAAAUGUGAAAAAAAGUGCAUAAAUUUGAUGCCCUGCAUGACAGUUUUUACAUGUGUAAAGAAUGUUUGUUAUAAUUCAGUGCUAAUGCAUUUUUUUUUUUGCAUGAAAACAGUGAUGAUCACAAUAAUAAAGUGGAAUGACUAGAUACUUAAUUUCUUUAAUUUAAACUGCAGUCACUUUGCUUGUAUAUUUGCCUUAAAUUGAGGGUCAGUGAUAACUUACAUUCAGCAAGAACUAGGUUACCUUGAAAAAACGUAUUUUGUCACCCGUGUCAUUGACAGUUAGAAACCACUGUGUCUUACUAUACCCAAGGUGAAUUGCCAUACCUUUCUAGUUGCUAACUUGUUUACUGAAGCAUAAUUGAUAAACGUCUUGAAUUAUGCUCUAUGUGGAAAUUGUCAUUCAGCCUGUAUAAAGAGGAGAUAAAUAUGUUCUCAUACUUUAAUGAAUGUAUCUCAGUUCAUCGGAAUUUAUUUAUGGGUUGUACAGUUUCAGAAAUUGAUCCGAUAGGAAGCUGCAUGAUCUGUGUUAUUUUCUUGUUUGUGCAGUGUAUACAUCACUGGACAUGGUUUAUCUGUAACAUUUAUACAUACACAUUAAUAUUUAUCUUACCUACUUCAUGAAGUAUUACUGUUUGUUAAGUUGUAUGUAGAUUGUGACAAUAUCAUUUAUUAUACAUGUAUUUCAUAGUACCAUGAUAACAAAAAAUGCACCUUUAGCAGAAUAUAGAUCAUGUUUUGAUUAAUUAAAAACUAUAUAUCAGUU
Messenger RNA from Mercenaria mercenaria, 6957 nucleotides. Its product is annotated as epithelial cell-transforming sequence 2 oncogene-like. Lineage: Eukaryota; Metazoa; Mollusca; Bivalvia; Venerida; Veneridae. The record is from RefSeq and is a predicted model, not a curated record. Bases 178 to 3531 code for a protein of 1117 amino acids. Gene Ontology annotation, molecular function: protein binding; guanyl-nucleotide exchange factor activity. The transcript has 25 exons.